CCACACCCCAACCACAACCGUAAUCACAUUCAUCACCCCCUCCUUCCACAUCACUCCUUAUCAAAUAUCCACAACCUCAAAAAUAAGCAAUAGCCCUCUCAUCACCAUUAGUCUCAUCUUUCUUAAGAAAGUAGAAUCUCAGUUUUGUAAUAACACAUUUUGCAAGCAAUGGCAGCCAUGAAUUCUAGUGUUUUGGCAUGCAACUAUGCUAUCUCAGGCACUGGAUCAUCUGAGCUUAAUGCCAAGAUUGUUUCCAUGCCUGCAGUUGCAUCCCUUGUUGUGUCUGGCCCCAAGUUGCCUGUGAUCAGAGCCCAACAGACUAGAGCUGAUUCUAGAGAAAUGAAAGCAAGUGAAGGAAGGAGAGCUGCAAUGGUUUAUCUUGCAGCUACCCUUUUCACCUCAGCUGCUGCUGCUUCUUCUGCCAAUGCCGGAGUCAUCGAAGAGUACCUUGAAAAGAGCAAAGCUAACAAGGAAUUGAAUGACAAGAAGAGAUUGGCCACUAGUGGAGCAAAUUUUGCAAGAGCAUUCACAGUUCAAUUUGGCACAUGCAAGUUCCCCGAGAACUUCACAGGCUGCCAAGAUCUUGCCAAGCAAAAGAAAGUGCCAUUUAUCUCAGAUGAUUUGGCUUUGGAGUGCGAAGGAAAGGACAAAUACAAGUGUGGUUCCAAUGUUUUCUGGAAAUGGUGAAGAGGGUGAGCUUUGUCUUUGAAUCUCCAUUUUCCAACAUGUAUCUAGUUUUCCAUGUAACAAAAUUUACAAUCCAUUUAUCUCUAGUUUCUCUGUGUGAUUCUCUCCUA
Messenger RNA from Populus trichocarpa (black cottonwood), 797 nucleotides. Its product is annotated as photosystem I reaction center subunit N, chloroplastic. The record is from RefSeq and is a predicted model, not a curated record. Gene Ontology annotation, biological process: photosynthesis. The transcript has 3 exons. Bases 169 to 687 code for a protein of 172 amino acids. Gene Ontology annotation, cellular component: chloroplast photosystem I. Lineage: Eukaryota; Viridiplantae; Streptophyta; Magnoliopsida; Malpighiales; Salicaceae.